AUGGCUGCUUACAGUACUGUGUCAGGUUUAGUUCAUUAGUCCGACAGUGGAUGGUUUAUUGUGUUAUUGAGUUGUUUUAUGCAGCAGAGUAUUUAUUAUAUAUAUAUGUGUUUAUAAGUGAAUAGUUUAGUAAUGGCCGCGAUGAUGAGAAUGUAUCGUUCUGUCCGGUUGCUGGCGCUUGGACAAAAACACACAUUUAGUCAGGACAGAGCGGUUCGGAAUUUGAGUCAGGCGGCACCUAAACCAGAACCAGAGACGAACCAGAAUGAAGAUAUUAAUGAAACAUUUGUGAAUAGAAAUCCCAGAAACCUGGAACAGAUGGCCCUUGCUGUGAAGGACAGAGGCUGGAGCACUAUCUGGCCCAAGAGAGAAUAUUACCACAGGCUGGUGUUUAAGCGCACGCAGCAUCACGUAUCGGUGGCUGUGUUUUCAUGGGACUGUGAUGUUCCAGUGAUCACAUGCUCCACACAGGAAUGGGCACUGAAAAAGCAGCUCAGUUCCACUCAUUCGGUAGCAGCAUGCCGAGCUGUAGGAGAUGUUCUGGCUCAGAGGUGCUGCGAGGCUGGAAUCACGAGGCUAGUUUACCGUGAGGUGCCAUGGACCUUCCGUUCUGAUGCGGUCCAGACGUUUUGGACAGCCAUGAAAGAAGGGGGUGUAGUCCUCAGUGAACCACGACGCAAAUUUAAUUAAAAUGUUUUUCCUCCUUUUAUAAUUAAUUUGUGUAUAAAUGUGAAUAAACAUUAGUACACACGUACUAACAUGAGCUUGA
Molecule: messenger RNA, 769 nt
Organism: Trichomycterus rosablanca
Lineage: Eukaryota; Metazoa; Chordata; Actinopteri; Siluriformes; Trichomycteridae
Gene: mrpl18
Product: mitochondrial ribosomal protein L18
Exons: 4
Coding region: 133-690 (185 amino acids)
Biological process (GO): translation
Cellular component (GO): ribosome; mitochondrion
Molecular function (GO): 5S rRNA binding; structural constituent of ribosome
Source: RefSeq, a predicted model, not a curated record